Centruroides sculpturatus (bark scorpion) is the source of this 7773-nucleotide messenger RNA. It is a transcript of the gene Oseg6, whose product is annotated as WD repeat-containing protein 19-like. The coding region runs from base 680 to 7333 and encodes 2217 amino acids. Gene Ontology annotation, cellular component: intraciliary transport particle A; cilium. Gene Ontology annotation, molecular function: protein binding. The transcript has a single exon. Gene Ontology annotation, biological process: intraciliary retrograde transport; cilium assembly. The record is from RefSeq and is a predicted model, not a curated record. Lineage: Eukaryota; Metazoa; Arthropoda; Arachnida; Scorpiones; Buthidae.
CGUAGCCAUUGAUUGUGCACGUGUUGUUGUUAUCGAUUUAAGUCAUGUCGAACGAUCGAUAAGAUAAAAUUUGUAUAUAAUCAGCAUCAUGCUGAUGAUUUAGAAUCGUUUUAGAUGCAGUUUAGCAUCUUAAACUUAUUUUUAGGGUGGACAUGUUCGUGAUGGGCGUGAAUGUUGCAUUGUCACAGGGUGUUCUUAUCUCGUAUUUAUAUAAUGAGAACUUAGAAGUGGUGCUUCAUACUUAUCGUUAGGGUUAAUAUGUGUUAGCUUAAAAUGACUUAAAUGAUGAUAUGGAAGAAUAAAAGAUGCCUUGAAGCUUAUAAGAAUGCAAACAAGUUGUUUUUGGUGCUGAAUUGAUGAUUUAAAGAAGAAAAGGUGCCUUCAAGUAUAGCAGAAUACAUACAUUAAUGAAUCAAAGGUCAUUCUUUCAGUUUACAGGUGAACAAUUUCAAGGGGAACCUGUACAUUCCGUCCAGAAAUAUCAUUGUGUCUUGUCAUUUCUUGGAAUAUUUUAAUUGUUAAUCCAAGAUAUUACAGUUUUCUUGUUACAGAAGCAAUAUUUUGUCAGAUUACAGCAUGUUAUAUGAUCUAUUCUUGGUAAACUUUGUUAGCACUACGUGGUACACGAGGUUGAUGUUAUUAAUACCCGAGCAUUUCGACCUGUUUUAAGUUCGACAAUAUGAAGCGAGUGUUUACGGUUCCAGAAAAAACGCACGGCGUGGGGCCCGUAUAUUUUACUUGGCAGAAAGGUGGAGGCAAUUAUCUAGUGACUACUGGUUACGAUCAUAUUGUGAACAUAUACGAUCGUCAUGGUGAUAGAAAGGAGCAGAUUAGCUUACCUGGAAUGUGUUCGGGCUUGGCAUGGGAUAAAGAUGGUGAUAUUUUGGGUAUCAUUAAUGAUCGUUCGCCGGUUCUUAUCCUUUGGGAUGCUAAUUCGAACAGAAUGUCUCAAGUUGAUACGGGUUUGAGGGAUACAUUAUCAUUGUUACUGUGGUCGAAAACUACUCCAAUGCUGGCCAUCGGUACUGCAAAGGGGAAUCUUUUAAUUUAUAAUCAUCGCACCUCUAGGAAAGUUCCUAUACUUGGUAAGCACAGUAAGCGCAUCACUUCGGGUGGAUGGAGCUUUCAGAAUUACCUCGCACUAGUGGGUGAAGAUAAACUUUUAACUGUUAGUAAUCAUGAUGGUGAUACAAUUUGCCAAAGUAAUUUGAAAUCUGAGCCAACCCUAGUACAGUUCUCGUCUAUGAAACAAGAUGAGAGAGUGUCGGGAGAAAAUACCGUUAGUUUGGUACUGAACCGAAAGACUUUGUUUCUACUCAAUAUUCACGAUCCUGAGAAUCCAAUCGUACUAGCAUUUCAAGACCGAUACGGCACAAUUAUUGAUUAUAAGUGGUACGGGGAUGGGUAUAUCCUUUUAGGAUUUACCAAUGGUUACUUCAUAGUUAUAUCGACCCAUAUUAAAGAAAUUGGACAAGAAUUAUUCCAAAUUCGAUGUCACAAGGAUAAUUUAAGUCAUAUGGCUACUUGUUUGCCAAAUAACAAAGUUGCCUCUUGUGGUGAUAAUACCAUAAAGAUUUAUGAUUUAAAUGAUCUUCAAGAAGUUGAAUCGAUAAUUACAGUUGAUGACGAAAGAGGUCUCGAAUGGAUGGAAUGGACUGACGACGGCCAGUUGUUAGCUGUUACAGGAACUGGGAAUGCUCUUCAUGUGUAUUUAACAAAAUUGCCAGUUCUCGGAGACAGUUAUGGCACUAAAAUAGCACACCUUACGUCUUUGUUGGAAGUUACCAUAUCACACGUAGUUGAACAGGAGAUGUCCACAACAUUAAGAGUCGAUGUAGAACCUAAUUUUCUUUCCCUUGGCCCUUAUCAUCUUGCCGUUGGAAUGAAUAACAGAGCUUGGUUUUACGGUUUGGGUGAAAGGGGACCCAUUCCGAUACAUGACCGGGAGUACCUGGGAACUGUUCAGAGUAUUAAAAUGAACAGUGAUUAUGCAUCUGCUUUGUUCGAAGGGAAGAUACAGUUGCAUAUUAUUGAAGGUGAAAAUGGCGAAAUAGAAGAAAGGGAAGCUCGGUUAUUCCCUGGUGGAGAUUUUAGUAAUAUUCGCAUCACUUGCCACAUAAUGACUAAUGAUUUUCUUAUCUAUGGCACUGAUACGGGUUCAAUUCAGUUUUUUCUGUUAGAAGAUUGGCAAAUGGUUAACGAGUAUCGUCACGUGAUGGGGGUAAGAAACAUACAUGCAGAUGCAUCGGGAACACGACUUGUUAUUGUGGAUGAUAAGACUGAUGGAUUUAUUUAUAAUCCUGUGAAUGAUCAAAUAAUCCAAAUUGUGAAUUUUCCGGCAACUGUUAGAGGCAUUCUUUGGGAUCAGUGGCCAAUAGAUAAAGGAAUCUUCAUUGCAUAUGAUGAUACUCAAAUAGGUACUUUCGUUCAUGCCAAAGAAACUAUUGAGGGCCCUAAAGCUGAAUUAGUAGGUCAAACAAAGCUUCCACCAGGACAGUAUCCUCUGCUUUUAUACAGUGGUGAGCUGACUUGUCAGACUCAAAGUGGAAAAGUUACAACACUUACACUAAGUACUCAUCAGUUAGAAGAGAAGCUGAAAGAUUAUUCACCUGCAGAGAUGAAAGAUGCCUUACAGAAAAGCCUAAAAUUGCAAAGAUUUAGAGAAGCUUGGACAAUCUGCCAGUUAUUGAAUAAUAAAGAUGAUUGGGUGUCCCUAGGAAACAGUGCAAUUUAUAAUUUAGAUGUGGAUCUAGCGAUCCGUGUGUUUAGGCAUAUCGGGGAUGUAGGUAUGGUUUGGUCGCUACAAGGAGUAAAAAACAUAGAGGAUCGCAAUCUCCUCGCUGGCCAUUUAGCAAUGUUUCAAAACAAUUUUAACCUUGCACAAGAUCUUUAUUUAGCUUCCGGAACACCGUCUGCUGCUUUAGACAUGAGACGAGAUCUACUUCAUUGGGAACAAGCGCUACAACUGGCAAAAAAAUUGGCACCUAAUCAAAUACCAUUUAUAUCUCGAGAAUAUGCUCAGCAGUUGGAAUUUGUUGGUGAUUAUGUCAAUGCUUUAGUUCAUUAUGAGAAUGGGAUUACCAAUGAUCCAGCCAAAACAUCACACAAUGAUGCCUGCAAAGCAGGAAUUGCACGAAUGUCCAUUAGAUGCAGUGAUAUAAGAAGAGGAAUACAAAUUGCUCAGCAGAUGUCGAAUAAAACUCUGAAGAGGGAGUGUGCUGAGAUUUUAGAGAGCAUGAAGCAGUAUUCGGAAGCAGCGGUGUUGUACGAGAGAGGUCAUCAGUAUGACAAAUCAGCUGCUUUAUAUAUAAAACUGAAAAAUUGGAACAAAGUUGGAGAGUUGUUGCCAAAUGUGACAUCUCCAAAGAUUCAUGCACAGUAUGCUAAGGCCAAAGAAGCUGACGGGCAUUAUAGAGAAGCAGCUAGAGCAUAUGAAGUUGCUCGGGAGUAUGAAAGCGUUAUCAGAAUUCAGCUAGAACAUUUAAAUAAUCCAGAAGAAGCCGUGAGGAUUGUGAGAGAAACAAGAUCGACCGAAGGUGCUAAGAUGGUAGCUAAGUUUUUUCAGAAAUUAAAUGAUGUGACCUCGGCAAUUCAGUUUCUUGUUUUGUCAAAAUGCAACGAAGAAGCCUUUCAACUCUCUCUGGCCAUCGGUACUGCAAAGGGGAAUCUUUUAAUUUAUAAUCAUCGCACCUCUAGGAAAGUUCCUAUACUUGGUAAGCACAGUAAGCGCAUCACUUCGGGUGGAUGGAGCUUUCAGAAUUACCUCGCACUAGUGGGUGAAGAUAAACUUUUAACUGUUAGUAAUCAUGAUGGUGAUACAAUUUGCCAAAGUAAUUUGAAAUCUGAGCCAACCCUAGUACAGUUCUCGUCUAUGAAACAAGAUGAGAGAGUGUCGGGAGAAAAUACCGUUAGUUUGGUACUGAACCGAAAGACUUUGUUUCUACUCAAUAUUCACGAUCCUGAGAAUCCAAUCGUACUAGCAUUUCAAGACCGAUACGGCACAAUUAUUGAUUAUAAGUGGUACGGGGAUGGGUAUAUCCUUUUAGGAUUUACCAAUGGUUACUUCAUAGUUAUAUCGACCCAUAUUAAAGAAAUUGGACAAGAAUUAUUCCAAAUUCGAUGUCACAAGGAUAAUUUAAGUCAUAUGGCUACUUGUUUGCCAAAUAACAAAGUUGCCUCUUGUGGUGAUAAUACCAUAAAGAUUUAUGAUUUAAAUGAUCUUCAAGAAGUUGAAUCGAUAAUUACAGUUGAUGACGAAAGAGGUCUCGAAUGGAUGGAAUGGACUGACGACGGCCAGUUGUUAGCUGUUACAGGAACUGGGAAUGCUCUUCAUGUGUAUUUAACAAAAUUGCCAGUUCUCGGAGACAGUUAUGGCACUAAAAUAGCACACCUUACGUCUUUGUUGGAAGUUACUAUAUCACACGUAGUUGAACAGGAGAUGUCCACAACAUUAAGAGUCGAUGUAGAACCUAAUUUUCUUUCCCUUGGCCCUUAUCAUCUUGCCGUUGGAAUGAAUAACAGAGCUUGGUUUUACGGUUUGGGUGAAAGGGGACCCAUUCCGAUACAUGACCGGGAGUACCUGGGAACUGUUCAGAGUAUUAAAAUGAACAGUGAUUAUGCAUCUGCUUUGUUCGAAGGGAAGAUACAGUUGCAUAUUAUUGAAGGUGAAAAUGGCGAAAUAGAAGAAAGGGAAGCUCGGUUAUUCCCUGGUGGAGAUUUUAGUAAUAUUCGCAUCACUUGCCACAUAAUGACUAAUGAUUUUCUUAUCUAUGGCACUGAUACGGGUUCAAUUCAGUUUUUUCUGUUAGAAGAUUGGCAAAUGGUUAACGAGUAUCGUCACGUGAUGGGGGUAAGAAACAUACAUGCAGAUGCAUCGGGAACACGACUCGUUAUUGUGGAUGAUAAGACUGAUGGAUUUAUUUAUAAUCCUGUGAAUGAUCAAAUAAUCCAAAUUGUGAAUUUUCCGGCAACUGUUAGAGGCAUUCUUUGGGAUCAGUGGCCAAUAGAUAAAGGAAUCUUCAUUGCAUAUGAUGAUACUCAAAUAGGUACUUUCGUUCAUGCCAAAGAAACUAUUGAGGGCUCUAAAGCUGAAUUAGUAGGUCAAACAAAGCUUCCACCAGGACAGUAUCCUCUGCUUUUAUACAGUGGUGAGCUGACUUGUCAGACUCAAAGUGGAAAAGUUACAACACUUACACUAAGUACUCAUCAGUUAGAAGAGAAGCUGAAAGAUUAUUCACCUGCAGAGAUGAAAGAUGCCUUACAGAAAAGCCUAAAAUUGCAAAGAUUUAGAGAAGCUUGGACAAUCUGCCAGUUAUUGAAUAAUAAAGAUGAUUGGGUGUCCCUAGGAAACAGUGCAAUUUAUAAUUUAGAUGUGGAUCUAGCGAUCCGUGUGUUUAGGCAUAUCGGGGAUGUAGGUAUGGUUUGGUCGCUACAAGGAGUAAAAAACAUAGAGGAUCGCAAUCUCCUCGCUGGCCAUUUAGCAAUGUUUCAAAACAAUUUUAACCUUGCACAAGAUCUUUAUUUAGCUUCCGGAACACCGUCUGCUGCUUUAGACAUGAGACGAGAUCUACUUCAUUGGGAACAAGCGCUACAACUGGCAAAAAAAUUGGCACCUAAUCAAAUACCAUUUAUAUCUCGAGAAUAUGCUCAGCAGUUGGAAUUUGUUGGUGAUUAUGUCAAUGCUUUAGUUCAUUAUGAGAAUGGGAUUACCAAUGAUCCAGCCAAAACAUCACACAAUGAUGCCUGCAAAGCAGGAAUUGCACGAAUGUCCAUUAGAUGCAGUGAUAUAAGAAGAGGAAUACAAAUUGCUCAGCAGAUGUCGAAUAAAACUCUGAAGAGGGAGUGUGCUGAGAUUUUAGAGAGCAUGAAGCAGUAUUCGGAAGCAGCGGUGUUGUACGAGAGAGGUCAUCAGUAUGACAAAUCAGCUGCUUUAUAUAUAAAACUGAAAAAUUGGAACAAAGUUGGAGAGUUGUUGCCAAAUGUGACAUCUCCAAAGAUUCAUGCACAGUAUGCUAAGGCCAAAGAAGCUGACGGGCAUUAUAGAGAAGCAGCUAGAGCAUAUGAAGUUGCUCGGGAGUAUGAAAGCGUUAUCAGAAUUCAGCUAGAACAUUUAAAUAAUCCAGAAGAAGCCGUGAGGAUUGUGAGAGAAACAAGAUCGACCGAAGGUGCUAAGAUGGUAGCUAAGUUUUUUCAGAAAUUAAAUGAUGUGACCUCGGCAAUUCAGUUUCUUGUUUUGUCAAAAUGCAACGAAGAAGCCUUUCAACUCUCUCAGUCUAAUGGAAAAAUGGACAUUUAUGCUGAUGCGAUUGGUGACGAUGCAACUCAGGAAGAUUAUUUAAGCAUCGCAACAUUUUAUGAAAAUAAUAGCAAUCAUUUUAUGGCAGGUAAGUUCUUUUGUAUGGCAAAACAAUACAAGAAAGCAGUCAGGCAUUUAUUGAAAGUUAUUGGAAAUGAUGAAAAUGAAGCUAUUCAACUUGCAAUUCAGGCUGUAGGGACUACCGGAGAUGAACAGUUAAUUCGGCAGUUAAUUGAGCAUCUAAUGGGAGAGAGAGAUGGGGUUCCUAAGGAUUUCAAGCACUUAUUCCGCCUUUAUAUGGCUCUGAAACAAUAUAGAGAGGCUGCUAAAACUGCAAUCAUCAUUGCAAGAGAAGAGCAGAAUGCUGGUAAUUACAGAAACGCACACGAUGUACUAUUCAGCAUGUAUCAAGAAUUAAAACGUCAAAAGAUAAAAGUGCCUGCAGAAAUGUAUACAAAUUUGAUGAUUCUACACAGUUACAUUCUUGUAAAGAUACAUGUGAAAAGGGGAGAUCAUUUAAAAAGUGCUAGAAUGUUAAUAAGAGUGGCGAACAAUAUCAGCAAGUUUCCGGCCCACAUUGUUCCUAUAUUAACAUCUACUGUUAUUGAGUGUCAUCGAUCGGGACUCAAAAACUCUUCGUUUAGUUAUGCAGCAAUGCUGAUGAGGCCCGAGUACAGGAACCAAAUAGAUGUAAAGUACAAAAAGAAGAUAGAAGCCAUUGUUAGAAAACCACAGAAAACCGAAGAGGAAGAACCGUCCACCGCCUGUCCAUAUUGCAAUAAUCAGUUGCCCGAAACGGAAUUAUCCUGUUCCGAUUGCCGAAACACCAUACCGUUCUGCAUUGCUACGGGUUGUCAUAUAUUAAAAACAGAUUUGACCUGUUGCCCGCAUUGUCAGUUUCCCGCCAUAAUGUCCGAAUUCCUGAAGAUCCUGGAAUCGCACGAGGUUUGCCCCAUGUGUAACGAAAAGGUGGCAAGCGAAGAUGUCAAGCGAGUCGAGGAUGCCAAGUCAUUUCUUUACUUUGAUUCCAAGGAGUGAACUCAUUUUCAAUUGCAUUUAGGUGUUUAAUUCUGUGAUAUUUUUCUGUUAUACACAUUCUAUAUGCACAAAAUUCUAUAUUUUACGUAUGCAAAGCAUGUAAUUUAUUACAUAGUUAUAUAAUAAAGAAGUUUAUUGAUAGAAUAUACCAAGCAGUGUAAUCAUUCCUACAAAUAGCCAGUACAUUUUUGUUUGGUUUGAUGGUAAUAUAGUCAAGAUUACAGCUAGUUUUUCUUACUUAUAUGAAUGUGGUGAAGCUGUAAUUACUGUAUGGACCUGAAGCAGAUUCCCAACUAUUCUAGGUAUUGGAUACAUCCUGUGGUGAGCAGUCUUUUCUUACAAGAAAUAUAUAACAGGCCCUUCGUGUAAACAUGUUAGGCUCUAAGCUGCAGCUUAUGUGGUCCUUACAUUCCUAUGUAUUAGUCCUUACAAUUUAUAUG